Messenger RNA from Didymella exigua CBS 183.55, 822 nucleotides. RefSeq lists its product as uncharacterized. Gene Ontology annotation, molecular function: acyltransferase activity, transferring groups other than amino-acyl groups. Lineage: Eukaryota; Fungi; Ascomycota; Dothideomycetes; Pleosporales; Didymellaceae. The coding region runs from base 1 to 822 and encodes 273 amino acids. The transcript has 2 exons. The record is from RefSeq and is a predicted model, not a curated record.
AUGGCGAAGUCGUUUGGUCCCGUCGCUCCAGUCGCCUGCAACAUGGUUGACACAAAGUACAUGCUGAGGUCUGCUAAUGUGAAGGGUCAUGAAGUUCCUACCAGCUUUACUCUCCUCAAGCAGAAGUCUCCAGCUGUUGUUGUACCUCCGCUCGCCGACGGUGUUCGUCUGGUCACAGUAGAUGAGUACAAACAAGCGGCUGCCUGUCUGGCAGAGGCUUUUGCUGAGGACGAGGUUGCUCGUUACUUUGUUGAUGUGCCUGACGGUGAAGAGUGGACUGAAGAGGAGAGAUAUGCGCUCCAUACUGAGAUCCUGGAGUACAUGACUUACGCUCACAUCCUCAAGGGUCUGGUGACUACUGUGGGAGACUUCGAGGCCGUGGCGCUCUGGAUGCCGCCUGGCCAGAACAUGGACGACUACCUGACCAUGUUCCGUAGCGGUCUCUGGCGCCUCAAUUACCGCCUCUCUCCCGAGGGCAAGCGUCGCUUCUUCAGCGAGUUCUUCCCUCUCCUCCACGACACCAUGCAAGUCACUCUCGGCGACCGCGAGCUCGAGACGUGGUACCUCGUCUACCUCGGCACUCGCCCUGCCGGACGCGGCAAGGGUCACGCUCGCAAGCUCGUUGAGCACGUGACGAAGAUGGCAGAUGCUGAGGGCAGAGCUUGCUACCUGGAGUCGAGCAAUGCGAACAACCCGGCCAUCUACCGGAAGUUUGGCUUUGAGGAGUGUCGCACGAUUCACCUGCAGCGUGCGCAGAAGAACAUCUCCCUUGAUAUCAUGGUGAGAGAGCCUGUUGUUCGCGAGAAGAAGGCCGGAAUGUAG